CAAUAAAUAGAAAGUGCGUGUCGAUCAAAUUGUACAAGCUGUCGCCCCGGAAUGUCAUUUUUCAGUGGUUGCAUCGCUAGUGAAGAAUGACGUAUUUUCCCCUCCUGCCUCCAAGCAGAAACAAGCUACUACCUACAUUCGCCGUGGUAUUUUCGCGACUCGGGCACAUACUGGUGUCCUCGCUUGCGACUUCCCCAUUAAGCGAUAAAGACAGCUCGUCUACUCCUAGGGGUGUCGGCAAAAGCAGCACAGCGGGAAUCGACACUAGUGUGACAUCAUUUCACAGCCCCACCAAGGGGACCUUUUCCCCUGCUUCGUUCGUAGAGCAAGCUAGUGAAGACGAGGAACAGGCCCGUCCCGGUAGACGAGUACCGACAGCAAGGCUUGCUAUGGGGGAAGGAGACCUCCUGCAGCAGCAGCAACAGGGGAAGGAACGACAGCAGCAGAUGGAGCCCCCUUCUGUUUCAUCGCCGCCAGCAACCUCCGCAGUCGCCAACAUGGUCUUGCUCGGAGUAGACGAGGACUAUGACUACGACUACUACCAGCACUACCCGAAACAGUACACUGCGAGAAAGCUCAAAAGCAGUUCGGACUCCAGUAAAACGCCGCUAAUCGACCGCAUUGACGGUGACAUCGACGGGAAAGCUGAGUGGAAUGACGAUAGUACCCCUUGGUCGGACCCCUUCGGCGAUAUCACGGGCGUCAACGAUUUAAACGACAACGACAAAGCGCCGCCGGCGGACUGCGAAACACGCGUGAAACUUCUCUACGAUGCAAAGUACCUCUACGUGGCCGCGAAGCUGAAAUACGGUAGGGACAACUACAGCAGUCAUUUCCACGCAUCUUACACAACCAAAAACGACCCGAUCUACCAGCAGGACUCGGAUUUUGAGGUGUUCGUCGACGUGUUUGGGGCGAACCAGAACUACAAGGAAUUGGAACUCAACGCGCUGAAUACCGUCUGGAAUCUAAUGCUGAACAGGCCCUACAGUGAGAACGGCGAGGAGUUCUCGGGCCGCGUCACUGAUCCGCGGGAGAAUGAAAACGAUCCGAGGUACUGGGGGGUGAAAGAUCAGAAAACCGCGGUGAAGAUAGUCAGGGGCGAGGUGAACGUAUGGGAGGAGGGAACAACGCACUGAGCCUGAGUCACUUGGGCUCUACUACUUUCGGCGGUGAAUGUGUUUCUGUUUUUCGUCAGAAAUGUAAAUGUAAUCGAAAAUGUCGAUGAUGUCAUGAACAUGAUCUACAACAUAGGAAGAUGGGGCUGUCUGUAUGCAUGCCGCUGCGCCCCAACGUCGCUUCGUAACAGUAACAGUGAAAGGCGCAACGAUUUUUUCGUCCGAUACAACCAACGGAACAAGGACGGGGCGGAAUGGCACGUUGAGCUCGCGCUGUCAUGGUCCGAUUUGUUAUCACGGACGGGCGAAGAAGAUGUGGAUGCUGCGAAGAAAGGCUCCGCUGCACCUGGAAGUACCAAUGCAACGUCUUCUGGGCGAGCAGCGCCACAGGGAGAUAUGGAGGUGCUGAAUCCGCGCGAAGGUCAUCAAUCACUACCGCUGCCGAACCACAUCCGCAUCAACUUCUCUCGCGUUGAAGACAAGGGAGACAAAAAUUGGGUUUGGAGCCCGCAGAUUGCGUGGAAUAUGCAUUGCUAAUGAGGGUGAAGUAGAUGUCGCUGUCCGUCGAAGGUUCACCUGGGGAAAAUAAAAAUUUUGUUUCAAAGUCAAAGUCUUCUGUCUCUGUGUUUUUUCACCAACAGCAGCUGAAGUAGCAGCUGAAGCGUCAGCCUGGCUCUGGUCGCGGCUCAGCCUGUGCAUUUGUAUUUUCCCUGAUUCAACUACCGCCGUCAACGCGACGGUCUGCAUUCUUCACACUCGUGAAUACAGAACGCAAAGGAGCAGAAGUUUGAGGGCAUGAUCAACAUGCACCUCCCCGACGCUUGGGGAUACCUCUGGCUGGAAAAUGACGCAGUCGAGGGAGAUGACGGUGUUGACGUUGAGAAGCACGAACAUAGUACAACUCUCGCGAAGGCUCAGGAUGAAGAAAACACUUCAUCAAAAGUAACAGCAACGCCCCUAAUAACGCACAAUCACCCGCGCUUGCUGAGCAUUCCUAAACACGACCCGUUUUUUCCCGCCCGCUUGAUCGCCAUGCACUUGUUUUACGCCCAGAAAGCGUAUUGGGAGCAAAACCAGGGAUACGCCCCGGAUCUGAAAACGCUGAUAGAAAGCCACUUGACGCACCCGGAUCCGAGGUUUCUGGGCCAGGGCGGGGAGCUGUCCGCCUCUACUUUUUCGGAGAAAAAUGAUGAAAAUAAAGCGAAGUUUGACAUUCAGAUCCGGUUGCUGGGUCGCGAGGACAAGUCAGGGGAAGAUGACAAGCACAAGUCGGUAAAUAACGACGUGGACAAUUAUGUGAACAACGACGAGAAGGAGAAGAACCCGCAAGGCAAAUUCCUGAUCACGGUGGUCGACAGAACGAAAACCUCACGGUCGGUUGCCGCAGCUAUUGUGGCUGAGGGGACGAGUAGGAACUUGCUCGAAGAAGGAGAUGAGCAGCGGGGUGAAUAUCAGGAAGGAAAACUAUACAACAGCAGAUUCCUCACCGUGACUGUAAACGAGGAACGCCUGGUGAGGACUGGUACAAGAUUCCUGUCGUCUUCAAAUUACUGACACUGCGGUAGUUGUGCCGAAGUCAUCCCGAAAAAAUGAAGUACCCACGAAGUAUUCUAGCGAAUGUUCCUUUUGUGAUUCUCGAUUUCAUGAUGCGCAGUACAAACAAAAUCCAUCGCUAUAGAUGAAGAGAAUCUUCAUCGAGUCUCUAUGUAUGGAUUUCACGAGGAUGACCUCCUCUCUGGCAUUAGGUUUCUGCAUUCAGGUCGGCUGUUGUUUGGGUUAUUUGAUGCCAGUUUGUGGGAGAAAAUUUUGAAUUUAAAGCCGACUAGUUUACAUUUUUACAACUUCGAAAUAUAUAAGAAUGGAAACCGACGUCGCGAGCCUUGCGGUCAUGGUCAUGCCAAUACCCUCGAAGUUGGAGAACAAAUUUCUCUCAUUGCAAU
Molecule: messenger RNA, 3058 nt
Organism: Amoebophrya sp. A120
Lineage: Eukaryota; Dinophyceae; Syndiniales; Amoebophryaceae
Source: the annotation of a GenBank genome assembly